GUGUGAUUGGAAGAAUAGAAUUAAAAGAAAUAAAGGAUGGAGUUCUCAUUCCAAUUAGACUUUAUUUCCCAUGGACUUACUCACUUGUUUUUCAUCACAGAAAUGGCCUCCACCUUCAGCCCCCGAGAAUGUAAGCUCUCCAAACAAGAAGGGCAAAGCUAUGGUUUCUUCCUGCGAAUUGAGAAGGAUACUGAUGGCCACCUGGUCCGAGUGGUUGAGAAGGGUAGCCCAGCAGAAGAGGCCGGCCUCCAGGAUGGAGACAGAGUUCUUAGGAUCAAUGGUGUCUUUGUCGACAAGGAAGAGCAUAUGCAGGUUGUGGAUCUAGUCAGAAAGAGUGGGAAUUCUGUGACUUUAUUAGUUCUGGAUGGGGAUUCGUAUGAGAGAGCUGUUAAAAAACAAAUAGACUUGAAGGAGUUGGGUCAAAGUCAGGAGCCAGGUUUGAGUGAUAAAGAGCUGCCUCCUGUGAGGAAUGGUGGAACAGAGAUGUGGACCCAGCCUCGGUUGUGCUACCUGGUGAAGGAGGGGAACAGCUACGGCUUCUCUCUGAAAACUGUCCAAGGUAAAAAGGGAGUAUACCUGACUGAUAUAAAACCUCAAGGUGUGGCUAUGAAAGCUGGUGUCCUAGCUGAUGAUCAUUUGAUUGAAGUGAAUGGAGAGAAUGUAGAAAAUGCCAGCCACAAGGAAGUGGUUCAAAAGGUAAAGAAGUCGGGAAGCCAUGUUGUGUUCCUACUGGUAGACAAGAAAACUGACAAGCACUAUAGUGAGCAGAAGAUACAGUUCAAGAGAGAAACAACUAGUUUGAAACUGCUUCCCCACCAGCCCCGGGUUGUGGAGAUGAAGAAGGGCAGUGAUGGCUAUGGGUUCUACCUGAGGGAUGGCCCAAAACAGAAAGGUCAAAUCAUCAAAGACGUAGAUUCUGGAAGCCCAGCAGAGGAGGCUGGCCUGAGGAACGAUGAUCUGGUAGUUGCUGUCAAUGGCGAGUCUGUGGAAGCCCUCGAUCAUGACGGUGUGGUGGAAAUGAUUAGGAAGGGUGGAGAUAAGACUUCACUGCUGGUGGUAGAUAAGGAGACGGACAACUUGUAUAGACUGGCUCAUUUUUCUCCAUUUCUCUACUAUCAAAGUAAUCAAGAAUUGCCCAAUGGUUCUGUCAAGGAAGUUCCAGCAACAACUCCUGCUUCUCUGGAGGUUGAAAGCACCUACUCCUCUGGAGGCUCUGUAAAGGAGGUUCCAGCAACAACUCCUACUCCUCUGGAGGUCGAAAGCUCCUACUCCUCUGGAGGUUCUGUCAAGGAGGUUCCAGCAACAACUCCUGCUCCUCUGGAGGUCGAAAGCUCCUACUCCUCUGCAGGUUCUGCCAAGGAGGUUCCAGCAACAACUCCUGCUCCUCUGGAGGUCGAAAGCUCCUACUCCUCUGGAGGUUCUGUCAAGGAAGUUCCAGCAACAACUCCUGCUCCUCUGGAGGUCGAAAGCUCCUACACCUCUGGAGGUUCUGUCAAGGAAGUUCCAGCAACAACUCCUGCUCCUCUGGAGGUCGAAAGCUCCUACACCUCUGGAGGUUCUGUCAAGGAGGUUCCAGCAACAACUCCUGCUCCUCUGGAGGUUGAAAGCUCCUACUCCUCUGCAGGUUCUGCCAAGGAGGUUCCAGCAACAACUCCUGCUCCUCUAGAGGUCGAAAGCUCCUACUCCUCUGGAGGUUCUGUCAAGGAAGUUCCAGCAACAACUCCUGCUCCUCUGGAGGUCGAAAGCUCCUACACCUCUGGAGGUUCUGUCAAGGAGGUUCCAGCAACAACUCCUGCUCCUCUGGAGGUCGAAAGCUCCUACUCCUCUGCAGGUUCUGUCAAGGAGGUUCCAGCAACAACUCCUGCUCCUCUGGAGGUCGAAAGCUCCUACUCCUCUGGAGGUUCUGUCAAGGAAGUUCCAGCAACAACUCCUGCUCCUCUGGAGGUCGAAAGCUCCUACACCUCUGGAGGUUCUGUCAAGGAGGUUCCAGCAACAACUCCUGCUCCUCUGGAGGUCGAAAGCUCCUACUCCUCUGCAGGUUCUGUCAAGGAAGUUCCAGCAACAACUCCUGCUCCUCUGGAGGUCGAAAGCUCCUACACCUCUGGAGGUUCUGUCAAGGAGGUUCCAGCAACAACUCCUGCUCCUCUGGAGGUUGGAAGCUCCUACUCCUCUGCAGGUUCUGUCGAGGAGGUUCCAGCAACAACUCCUGCUCCUCUGGAGGUCGAAAGCUCCUACACCUCUGGAGGUUCUGUCAAGGCUCCAGCAACAAUUCCUGCUCCUCUGGAGGUCGAAAGCUCAGAUACUACAGAGGAAGUAGAUCAGAAGCCUAAACUCUGCAGGCUGGUUAAAGGUGAAAAUGGCUAUGGCUUUCACUUAAAUUCUAUUCGGGAUCUACCAGGCUCAUUCGCCAAAGAGGUACAGAAGGGCAGCCCUGCUGACCUGGCCGGGCUGGAAGAUGAGGAUAUCAUCAUAGAAGUGAAUGGGGUCAAUGUACAGGAUGAACCCUAUGAGAAGGUGGUGGACAGAAUCCAGAGCAGUGGGAAGAAUGUCAUACUCUUAGUCUGUGGAAGGAAGGCCUAUGAUUAUUUCCAGGCUAAGAAAAUCCCUAUUGUUUCUUCCAUGGCUGAUCCAUUGGAUGCUCCUCCUGAUUACAAAGAAAAAACACUGGCAGAGUCAGAGGAUGACUCUCACACAGCAAAAGAACGAGCCCACAGUACAGCCUCCCAUUCAUCUUCCAGUUCUGAAGAUACAGCCAUGUGAUGAGAACAAAUGAUGAUGGCAUUGGCUGGUAUGUUUAAUAGGAAUCUGUUCUCAGAGAAUGAGCUGCCACCUGUUUUCUGUCUCUGUUAGAGAACUCUGGAAACCCAGUUCUUCUGUGAUUGUCUUCUGUUGUCAUUUGUUUUAUGGGUGACUACUGCAGAUGGUUUAUUUAUGGUCAACAUUUGUGAUCUUUCAAGCUUCAGUGUAAUUACAUUCCCUGGUAUGAUGAUACCUCUCACUGCUAUAGGCUCCUUGAGCACCAAAUAUCAUUCAUAAAUCUGUAUAUGUGAGAGCUAAUUAAAGCCUGAGCAGAGAAGCCUGUUAAAAUUAUGCUUUCAUAAGAAUGUUUUGGUUGCUAGAAUAAAUGUCACUAAAAAUGCCUUUUGCCUUUGUGUGAACUUCCUCUGUUAGCUGAUAUGACCUUAAUAGUGCUUUUGAUUUUGGUAAACUUUUUAUGCUUUAACCUUCAUUUGUUCUCAUGCCUUUAGAAACCCAAAGGCAUGAAACAGAAUGAAACCUCAGUAAUAAAGACAUCCCAGUAACACAGUGUCAGGAUUUUCUAAAAUUGCAUAUCUAAGUGUACUACAAAUUUUCCAACA
Molecule: messenger RNA, 3359 nt
Organism: Loxodonta africana (African savanna elephant)
Lineage: Eukaryota; Metazoa; Chordata; Mammalia; Proboscidea; Elephantidae
Gene: PDZK1
Product: PDZ domain containing 1
Exons: 8
Coding region: 37-2760 (907 amino acids)
Biological process (GO): protein localization to plasma membrane
Cellular component (GO): apical plasma membrane
Molecular function (GO): protein binding; protein-membrane adaptor activity
Source: RefSeq, a predicted model, not a curated record